AAAGACCUCAGAUGGUGGUCUUGACCCACUGUUCCUUGGCAGCAGCUGCAUGAAGCUUCAGUGCAUCCCUCAGCACAUAGUCCUGGACCUUGGAAUGUGCCAGUCAGCAACAUGUAAUUAAGUUCAAAUCUCUACACUGGAAGAUCAACAAGUUUCGGGCAGACCAAAGAUCAUCUUUCACCAAGUUGAUGGUCCUCCGGUGCAGUCGAUGUUUUCCUCUGUGUGUGUCCCCUAUUGUACAGAGCCCUAUAUAACGGAGUUGCUGGGACAAACCUUGACAAAAACUACUACAUCUCUCUCCCGACCUUCUUUGUAAAAGCACAUUCCAAAAGGAGAUGUGUGACAGUCUCUUCACUCAUGUAGCCGUUUCAAGGGCAGCAUGCAGUAGUGUACAGAGACCAAUGGCAUAAAUAGGCAGAACCUUGGUUUAUUAUCCAAAAGGUCAGUUAAUUGACAUAUAACCUAUAAGCAGAUUUAAAAACACGUAAGAACAAUUCUGGAAUAUUACCAGUCUUUCUGCUGAUACAGCAAUUCUUCAUUAUUGGACUGAAACAUCAACCUAGAUCUGUGCUGUCAAGAUUUGGACUGGUACGGGAUUUCACAACCUUCUGACUCGAUGAUGGAGUAGCAGAUUGUACCAACUGAGCAGAGCAGGAAUGUCUGCAGUAGAGGACCUAACUGCUGAAGCUGACCCUUCUCGAGAUGGAAGUGAGAAUCAAUCCUCCUUUGCUGAAGUUCCAUAUAUCAAGCUGGAGCCUCAUGCAGAAAUUAAUGAAAAUGGUGGUCCUUCCCAGAAUGUUGCCAUGGGAAUGAAAUUUGUCCUACCAAAUAGAUUUGAUAUGAAUGUCUGUUCUCGGUUUGUAAAAUCUCUGAAUGAAGAAGAGAGUAAAAAUAUUCAAGAUCAGGUGAACUCUGAUCUAGAAGUUGCCUCUGUAUUAUUCAAAGCUGAGUGCAACAUACACACCUCUGCUUCUCCUGGAAUUCAAGUAAGACAUGUCUACACACCAUCAGUGACCAAGCAUUUCUCACCCAUUAAACAGUCGACAACUCUGACUAACAAACAUCGUGGCAAUGAAAUCUCUGCUGCACCUUUACUCUUGCACUCUUUGUCUGUACAUCAGUUGGCUGCGCAAGGGGAAUUAAUAUAUUUGUCAAGCCGUAUAGAGCAAGACAAUCUGCUAAACAUGCAGGAUGAGCAAGGCUUUACACCGUUGAUGUGGGCAGCAGCUCAUGGGCAGAUUGCUGUGGUGGAGUUUUUACUACAGAAUGGAGGUGAUCCACAUCUUUUAGCAAAUGGGAGAGAGAGUGCACUGUCACUUGCCAGCAGUAAAGGCUACUCGAAUAUUGUAAACAUGCUGCUUGACUAUGGGUGUGAUGUGAAUGAAUAUGACUGGAAUGGCGGAACUCCUUUGCUUUAUGCUGUACAUGGAAAUCAUGUGAAAUGUGUGGAGACUCUGUUGGAAUAUGGUGCUGAUCCAACUGUUGAAACUGAUUCUGGAUUCAAUGCUAUGGAUAUGGCUGUUGGGUUGGGUUUCAAGAAUGUUCAACAGGUUAUUGAGGCUCAUUUGCUGAAGUUGCUGUUGAAGAUUAAGGAAUGAUAGCUGACACCUCUGGCAGUCACAGAAGAAUCAAUUAUUUGAACUACUACAUGCAUCAUCUGACUUCCUUGAGGGAGCGCUUGAAAAUGUUUAUAUUUGACAAUAUAUCGAUCGAUAUUCUGAUUGUAAUUUAGGAAUGGUGGAAGAAAGGAAAGAUUAUUCUUGAUCCAAGUUUGAUUGUGAUGACUAUAGACUUGCUGCUGGUGAACGUGACUCAAGGUUUGCUUUAAAAUACAUUUAUUUAAUAAAUCGUCAUCAUUGAAUUGGAAAAUACGGCUCUGUUAUCCAAGCGCCAUAAAUUGAGCCUAUUUGUUUGAGGUACUGAAGGAAAGUUAGACACCAAGAUUACUUCUGUGGGGCAAGCAGUAGAAGGUGUCCUUCUAACUACUUUAUUAUUGGGUAGGAACCUUAGUGAAUAAUCUUCAAAUUAUUUUGUAAACUCGCUUGUGAUUUUUAGGAGCUUAAGAUUUACUGAUCAAUGAUCACCACCCCCCGUAUCGCCUUUUGGGUUAGGGGUGAGGUGUGGUGAGAGUCUGCAAAUGGUAUUUCCUUAGGUGUGAAAUGGCAAAUGAUAAAUAUGGCAAUGGAAAUUUAGAAUUAGUUCACCCAUCAAUGGCACACUGGUAAUCUGACACCUGAAUAAAGCAAGUCUACAAUGUAGACUAUUAAUCAGCCACUUUUUCUCAUUGGUUGUGGACUUGUAUUACUCAGGGAAAGUGGAAGCUGGCAUUCCUGAGCCCUAUUCCAGAGUGUCCUGUAAACCAGUCUCCCUGUGUAUAUGAUGGUCCAAACUGGUCACAGUAAGAGGUUUACCUGUUAAACAUGCUGUGAGACUCCAUAGCCAUAACUGGAAGAAAUCUAGUUCCCAGUUCUAUUCCUCCAUAUUCCAUUAGGAAGUUGGACUAGCUGGUCAAUCAGUAACACUCACUGUGGUACUAUGUAUAGCAAUGUCUCAAAACCUUCACUCUGCUGAUCAAUGUUAAAGGUAUCCAGAAAGGUGUUUACCCUGAAAGUUGGUUCCCAUUCUUUGAAACAGACAUUCUACAUGGCUUAGAGAAUUUUAAACAUGAUGGUGUUUCUGAUCAUUUCAUACUUGUGGCCAACCUCUAACAUUUUGACAUUUUGGAAUUUUGUUUCUAUUUCUGAAAUUGUCAUCUUAAUUUCUUGUUAUUCUUAAUUUCUCAUUAUUCUCCUCCUCCUUCCGAGCAUGCAGUUUUCUAAAAUCAGAAGAGGGUUAGCUUCCUAUCACAUUGAGAUUUUUUUUUCUUUUAUAAUCAAUUAUUCUCAAUAUAGAUCUUGCCUGUGUUCACCUGUGAGCAGACCUGCUAUCUUACCUGCUUUCCUGAGCAAUUUGAUAACUCGUUCUUUCUCUCAGGAUUUAAGGCAGCAUGUAUUAACUACAUUAUUUGGAGAAUUCUAGCAUAGAAUUUACAUGUGUGGCCCUGUUUGGUUAGAAUAGUAUCAUCUUCACUAGGUUCAGUCAUUAUUUCACACUGGACUAUUCCAUCACCUUUAGUGCAUUAUAAUUGAAGAAUUGUAGAAUUGUUUCAUUGUGUCAUUGACUUAAACUGUCUUUGAUAAUAAUAUAAAAAGAAUAUGUUUGAAAGUUGGCAUUUUGUACAUGUCUUGUGUCAUACUUCUUUGUAUUGUAAACUGUAUUGAGCUUCUAAAUUAUUUUUUAAAUUGA
Messenger RNA from Rhincodon typus (whale shark), 3285 nucleotides. It is a transcript of the gene ankra2, whose product is annotated as ankyrin repeat, family A (RFXANK-like), 2. The record is from RefSeq and is a predicted model, not a curated record. Gene Ontology annotation, cellular component: nucleus. Gene Ontology annotation, molecular function: protein binding. Gene Ontology annotation, biological process: regulation of gene expression. The transcript is spliced from 9 exons. The coding region runs from base 657 to 1598 and encodes 313 amino acids. Lineage: Eukaryota; Metazoa; Chordata; Chondrichthyes; Orectolobiformes; Rhincodontidae.